GAAAGUCUUGAAACUGAACACAAACCGUCGGACUGAUGCAGCGAUGGCGGCCGUGGUGCUGCUCCUGCUCUCAGUCUGUGAAUGUGACAGCAGCAGGGUCAAAGGUCACACGGGUCAGGAGAUCACUCUGCCCUGUAAGUAUGACAGGAAAUACUACGGCGCUCUGUCAGCGUGCUGGCAGCGAGGAGAACUACCAACCAGCGGCUGCUCCAAUCAGCUGAUCUUCACAGAUGGACUCAGAGUGGAAACCAGAGCUUCCAGCAGGUAUCAGCUGCUGGGCCGACUGGAGGACGGAGACGUGUCUCUGACCAUAAAGAGCCUGACAGAGGGAGACGCUGGACGAUACGGCUGCAAGGUGGAGAUACCCGGCUGUUCAACGAUAUGAAGCAUCACAUCGAUCUGACUGUUGCUGACGACCUGAGCAUCACCACAGGUGAGAAUCCCUUC
Molecule: messenger RNA, 447 nt
Organism: Oreochromis aureus
Lineage: Eukaryota; Metazoa; Chordata; Actinopteri; Cichliformes; Cichlidae
Product: hepatitis A virus cellular receptor 1 homolog
Exons: 2
Coding region: 44-385 (113 amino acids)
Source: RefSeq, a predicted model, not a curated record